Molecule: messenger RNA, 3381 nt
Organism: Rhagoletis zephyria (snowberry fruit fly)
Lineage: Eukaryota; Metazoa; Arthropoda; Insecta; Diptera; Tephritidae
Biological process (GO): proteolysis
Molecular function (GO): zinc ion binding; aspartic-type endopeptidase activity; nucleic acid binding
Source: RefSeq, a predicted model, not a curated record
AUGCAAAAAGUUUGCCAUUUAAAUGUAAUACAACUUCGGCAAAAGUUGCGCGAAGCCGGUUUGCCGACGUCGGGCAAUAAAGCGAAGUUAAUUGAACGUUGGUACGAAAACCAAUACAGCGAAAAAUUUUCGAGUGCUCUAAACGAUAGCGUAGAACGGCGGUUAAAUCAACUAGAAAGUGCUAUGCAAUCUGUGCGUGUUGAUGCAAGUGAGGUCGGCACCAUGCCAUUAAGUGCAUCCUCGCCAACACCAGUGGUGCAUAAUUCGCGUGAUGGUUUGUAUGUACAGGAUCACAUGAGCGGUAGGGCAGUACCAGAACCUACGAACAUGCCUGUGCAUAUUGAUCAGCAAGAUGGGCGCAUGCGCGAAGACAAAUCAACGUUAAAUUCAAUUUUUGCGCAAGCAGCGACGCCGGUUCAACGUCGUGUGCAGUUCAGCGAAGCAUAUUCUCGUGAAGCAGAGAGGAAUUGCCGAAGUGUCGCUGGAGCAGUGACGUCGCCUCUAGCGUAUAGAGGAGACAAUUCAACGCCAUACUCAUUUUCGCAUGUUGCUGAUGCGGAACGAAAUGAGAAUUGGUACAAUUCUUUUGCGACGAUGCGUACUGACAGUGGAAGAGGCAAUACGAUGCCAACGUAUGCGUGCUCACAUUCUGUUUCCACACCAUUUCACUGUGCUACACGAAGUGUAAAUGACAAUCAUUUUAUUUCCAAUGGGUUCGGAAAUGUAUGUGACAUUAUGAAAAUUCUGCCAACGUUUGAUCCUAGUGAUAAAAGCAUGUCGUCAACGCAGUUUGUUGGUCGAAUUGAACAGCUUUUACAAGUGUAUGGGUGGAACGAGAAAGUGCUUUUGUUUGCAGUACAAGCUAAUUUAAAGGGUGCUGCAAAAAUGUGGAUUGACUCUGUGCCGAUUGUUUAUGUAAAUUGGUCGAGAUUCGUUGAAGAAUUUUUAAAUCAAUUUCCGUCAAUUAUUAAUUCCGCGGAUGUUCACAUGGAACUAAUGAAUAUGCGCCGUGGCACGAACGAAAGCCCUGAUAUGUUUUAUUAUCGUGUUCUAGCUAAAGGUCACCAAGGUGGGGUGGAUAAUCAGGCAAUUAUAAAAUACGUAAUAAAUGGGUUGAAUGAUACCGAUAUGAAGCGAUGUUUAUCAGUGACGACAUAUGGUACGUGCAACGAUUUAUUGAGGGCAAUAUCGAAUUAUUGUGCUUAUAAUUCAACGAGAAAUUGCGCGACGGUUAAACAAGCAGUACCGGAUGCUCAAAACAAGCGUUCGACAAAUGAGAAAAAAACAAAAACUGAAAUCAUUUGCUACAAUUGCCGAAAAUCUGGACAUAUUUCGCGUGAAUGUACGGAAGAGAAAAGACGACCGAAGUGUGAGAAAUGUGGUACCAUAGGGCACCGUGGUUCGGAGUGUGUAAAGCAAAAGACAAAAUCGGAAAAUUGUAAUGCAAUCGAAGAUGAAGUUGUGAAAUUCACUGUAAAGACAAUUUUGUUGUAUGGCAAAGAAGUUGAUGCUUUUGUCGAUACAGGCAGUGCGCGUUCGUUAAUUCGAAAAUCGGUUGCAGACAAAUUUGACGAUUGCCACAAAGAAAAAUGUUAUGUACGCCUUAAAGGUUUUGGUGGUGGUGUUUACGAAUGCCAGAAUAAAGUAAAAGUCAUGAUGAAAAUUGAUAGUGCAGAAGAAUCAGCAUGGUUACUGAUUGUUGACAAUAAUAUGAUUGCAAAUGAUGUGUUACUUGGACGUGAUGUACUUUGUUCGGGUAAAAUGAAAUACAUUAUUGACGGCGAAAAUUUAUAUGUGCACGCGGAUGUGGUAAAGAACGUAAAUGCGAUUGAUGCUAAAUCGGAAGCGGGUCGAUUCGGUGAAUUAGACAAACUGUUGUGCAAACAUGAAAAACGCUUUUCCACGCUAGGAAAAGCAAAUGUAGUGAAGAUGGACAUUAAACUUACAACCGAUAAGCCAAUCAAUAUGAAACCAUAUAGAUUGCCGUUUGCAAAGCGACCUAUAGUGAAUACAAUUAUUCGUGACUUACUAGACAAAAAUAUAAUUCGUGCGUCGAAUUCUCCGUUUGCUUCGCCAAUAGUGCUUGUUGCGAAGAAAAAUAAUGAGUAUAGAAUGUGUGUCGAUUACAGGCAACUUAAUCGGGUUACAGUAAAGCAACCAUUCCCUAUGCCGAUCAUGGAUGAACUUUUCGCUGUACUUGCCGGUAAUCGAUAUUUUACGGUUUUGGACUUAAAUAUGGGCUAUCAUCAAAUCGAAGUUGAUGAAAGCACUAAGCAAUUCACUGCAUUUGUUACGAAUGACGGACAUUAUGAGUAUAAUCGGAUGCCAUUUGGUCUAGUGAAUGCGCCGGCUGUAUUCCAGACCAUGAUGAACAGAUUGUGCGAACAAAUGAAGCCGCGUAAAGUGAUUGCUUAUCUCGAUGACGUGAUUAUUCCGAGUGCGACAGUGAGCGAGGGCCUAGAAAUAUUGCAUGAGUUUUUGGACUUACUUGAAAAAACAAGUCUUACGUUGAGACGCGAUAAAUGCAAAUUUCUGGCUACUGAAAUAAAUUUUCUCGGGCAUAAAGUUAACGAAAACGGUAUUACACCCGGAGAGUGUAAGGUUAGAGCAAUUCACGAUUUUCCGGUUCCGUCCACAGCAACGAAAGUACGUCGAUUCUUGGGUCUUACGGGUUUCUUUAGAAAAUUUGUAAAGAACUAUGCGGCAAUAGCCAGACCUUUGAAUCAGUUAACAACUAAAAACGCCAUGAAUAACUUUGUCUGGGGUGAAGCAGCGGCUAAUGCUUUUAACUCCUUAAUUCAAUCGUUAACGUGUGAGCCUGUACUGACAUUGUACGAUUUCAAUGCACUACAUGAGGUGCAUACCGACGCCAGUUCUGUCGGCAUAGCAGGGGUUUUCCUUCAGUCAACCGACGAAGGUAGAACAUGGAACGCCGUGAUGUAUUUUAGUAGGCGAUGUACUGAUUUAGAAUCGCGUUACCACAGUUAUGAACUGGAGGUGCUAGCAGUGGUGGAAGCCUUGCAGCGUUUUAGAGUGCAUUUAUUAGGCAAGCCAUUUAGGGUAGUCACGGACUGUGCUGCCAUCAGCAACGUGAAGGCGAAGAGUGAACUAAUUCCACGCAUCGCUCGUUGGUGGAUGCGAUUGGGUGAAUAUGAUUUUGAAUGUGUGCACAGACCUGGUGUGCGUAUGAGCCAUGUAGACGCGCUCAGUCGAUCUCCUGUUGGUGACGAGCGUAAUGAAGACGAAAGCGUAUUGCCGAUCGCUCUGGAUACUGAAGACUGGUUGUUAACAAUGCAAAUACAAGAUACAAAGAUUCGUGAGAUUGUCGACGUGCUACGAGGUACGCGAAAAUCAGAGCAAGUGAAACAUCUUAAAAAUUAA